Arabidopsis lyrata subsp. lyrata is the source of this 3855-nucleotide messenger RNA. RefSeq lists its product as uncharacterized. The coding region runs from base 403 to 3591 and encodes 1062 amino acids. The record is from RefSeq and is a predicted model, not a curated record. The transcript is spliced from 3 exons. Lineage: Eukaryota; Viridiplantae; Streptophyta; Magnoliopsida; Brassicales; Brassicaceae. Gene Ontology annotation, molecular function: zinc ion binding; nucleic acid binding.
AAAAUGUACCACAUUUAAACAAAUGGCAUUCAAAAUGUACCACUUUCGCAAAAGCCUUUCAAAAUGUACCAUUUCUCAAUUGCACGCGCUCGACCAUGGACGAAAAUACCCCUGAUUGGGAUAGAGAGGCUGUGUCAGAGACGGAGACAGCUUCUAUCGGCGCUUCCAAAGAAGGAGCAGGGCAUCAAUUAAUGCUGCACGGUUACAUGUGGUAGAUAAUUGAUUUUAAUUAAUAGAAAUGAUAAUAGAGUAGGGUUAGGCCAUUAAUUGCUCUCUUAAUAUAUCAGACAAAAGAGCUUUGUAGAUCUGAAAAAACUGGAAAUCUGGGGAGAAAACUCUGAUGCUGGGCGAAAUUGGAGUUCUGCUUGAAGAAGGGUGCAUUUAAAGCUAAAGAAGGUACGGAUGGACGAAGGAGUAAUGAUAUUGGUCGGUUGCUGGGAAUGCAAAGAAAGUGGAGAGUGGCGAUUCAAGAUGUCGGCAAAGAAAUAUGCAAAGUGUGUAGACGUAAGCGCAGGAGAUACGAUUGCUGAUGUUGAGCAGAAAAUUGCCGCAGCGUUUGGAGUAGACAGAAGAAGGACAAAAAUGGAGCUGAGUUUUUGGUUCGAAGGAGGAGACACUGUCUACACGCAGCAAAAGAUGCCGCCAGUCUCUGUUGACAGCGAGAGUUCAUUGUCGAAAUUCAAAAAGGUAAGAAUAGAAAAGGGAGGUAUGAACAUGUAUCUAUGUUUAGAAGAAGACGAUGAAGAUGUGUCAAAUCUCGGGGGACAAGACGAUUGUCGGGGACAAGAAAUGGCGGGACAGCACAGAGGUGAGAGUGAAAGCACGCAGAUAAUUCCUGUAACUUUUGAGGAAGAGGACUUUUUAGAGGAAAUAUAUGCGUUUGAAGAAUCUUAUAAAAGGAAGGAAGCUGUGCUGCAAAAGGGAAAAGCUAAGCGGGGACGAGAAGAGGAACUGGUGGUAGCAUUGGGCACGGAUAGUGGAGGAUGGGCAUCCGAGUCGGAAGACAACAUGUUAAGUGAGGGAGAAGAUUCAGGCGACUAUGACUUUGAUAAUAUGAGGGAGUUGAUCGAUAGGGAGUACCCGCCGGAUUGGGAUCCUUGGAAGGAUUCGAGGAAGAAAGCAUUGACAAUUGCAGACGGAUCGCCGCGGGGACAAAAUGGUAGAGUGGAGGACGAUAUAUAUUCCGGUAUGGAGGACGAGAUAUACGAGGACGAUAUGUAUGUGGGGGACGAAAGUGUGGAUGCACAAGGAGGACAAACCCAGCCAAUACUAGUCGAUGUCGAGGUUAAUCAGAUGGACGGAAGGGAAGAUACCACAACAUUUGAUGAAUGUGAAGAGGAAUGUAGAAAACUGCGGGGACAAAAGGGGACAACUUCACAAGGAUGGGGACAAAGUGCAGAAAUGUCACUCGAACUGACAGAAUCGUUGGGUCCACCAGAGGGACAAAACCAGCCAAUACUAGUCGAAGUUGAGGUAAAUCAGAUCGAUGGAAGAGAAGAUGCGACAGCAUUUGUUGAAGGUGGAGAGGAAAGUGGAGACAUGUCAAUUCAACUGGGGCAGACCAGAAUGAGGCAAGUGGACGUUACGGUGACACCGUUGGUAAGAAGAGAAGAUGCCUCAACUUUUAAGGCUUUUGAGGAAGGAGAAGGACAAGGAAAUUUGGAGGUGACAAUGGGAUGUAGUGUUGGAGAGGAAAGUGCAGAAAUGGGGCAGAUAAGGUCGCAACUUACAAUGGGGGAGACAAUGUUUACUGAACUUGUGGGGGACGAUAUUGUGAUGGGUAGAGAUGCCGCACCGUUCAGGGACAACGCAGUCGGAGUUGCGCAGGACAAGGCUAACAUGAAUCUUAGGAAAGCUGGGGAUUCAAUAUAUAUUGGGCGGAUAUUCCAGAACAAAGGCGAGUUGCAUAAGGCAUUAACUGUGUACUCUAUAAAAAGGCUAUUCAAUUUCCGAAUAAAAGCUUCCGACAAGACGCGUGUAAUUGCAGUAUGCCAUGAUAAAAAAUGUAAUUGGAGGGUAUAUGCAACGUUUCACGAGAACUCGGAGAAUGUGGAAAUUCGAACAGCGAGUCUAAGACAUAGUUGUGAUGUGAAAGUGCGGUCAAAGUACGGGAUGAAAGCAACACGAUCGAUUCUAGGCGAGUUGCUAAAAGCAAAAUAUGCGCAUGGAAAGAAGGGACCUAGAGCCUGUGAACUACCAGAGAUAGUAUUGGCUGAACUAAACGUUACCAUAUCAUACAUGAAAGCUUGGAACGCGAAAGAGAUGGCAAUGAAAAAAGCUCGUGGCAGUGAAGAAGAAAGCUAUAAGUUCUUGCAGACAUAUCUCCAUCUGUUAAGGACAACUAAUCCAGGUACGCUGUCCACAGUCCAUACGGAUUAUACUGAGGAGGGGGAAAUCCGUUUCAAAUAUUUAUUUUUUGCGUUUGGGGCUUCAGUUGCUGGGUAUAAGUAUUUGCGGAAAGUAAUAGUGAUAGAUGGAACACAGACUAAAGGAAAAUACAAAAGCUGUUUAGUUGCUGCCAGUGGACAAGAUGGAAAUUAUCAAAUAUUCCCAUUGGCAUUCGGAGUCAUUGACAGUGAGAACAUCGCAGGGUGGACGUGGUUUUUCAAACAACUGUUACAGUUUGUCCCUGAUGAAGACGAUCUUGUCUUCGUCUCCGACAGACAUGCGGCCAUAUAUGCUGGACUAAGGACAGUGUAUCCACUUGCAAAGCACGCUUGCUGCACUGUGCAUUUAUUUAGGAACGUUGUCCACCAUUUCAAGUGUGAGGGGCUUGCUAAAAUGGUGUCCAAUGCGGCUAGAUCUUACACUGUGGGAGAUUUGCGAUAUUGGUUUGAAGAAAUUCAGAAAAGAGACAUCAAUUGUGCCAAUUAUUUGGUAGAGAUAGGAAUAUCUCAUUGGACACUUGCGUACUUCCCGGGAAUGCGAUACAAUGUGAUGAGCAGCAAUAUCUCGGAGUCCCUAAAUGCUGCAAUGCAAAAAGCCAUAGAUUUCCCGAUAGUGACGAUGGUAGAAUUCAUUAGGACUAUGUUAAUGCGUUGGUUUUACGAGAGAAGAGAAGCUGCAACUAGAACGAGGACAAGAUGUACGCCAGAGAUCGAGGAAAUGCUAAUAGAUCACCUGAAAUUAGCGACAGAUUGUGCUGUCAUAGCAGCAAGUGAAUGGAUUUAUCAAGUAAACGACGGUUUUGGUAUCGUUUUCACUGUGGAUCUAGAGAAAAAAACAUGUACUUGCAGAGUAUUUGAUGUGCUAAUGGUGCCGUGUUGUCACGCUUUAGCCGCGGUGGGGAUAAGGAACGUGGACAUUUACUCCCUGAUCGGGAACUAUGCAUUCGUGACGGAGUGGCGUAAGCUCUGGCGUGCCCAUAUUCUACCUCCGCCUAAGGAAAAAGACACGGAGGUCCCAAACGUAGUUAGUGAAAUGGUUGUGAAUCCACCAAAAACAAGAAGACCAGGCGGAAGACCAAAGACAGUACGCAUACCAUCGCGGGGAGAGUAUCAGGGCAAAGGAGGGAAGAAAAAAAAACCUAACAAAUGCACCACAUGUGGGAAGGAUGGCCACAACAGAGCAACUUGCAAAAAUCCUAUCUAAGUUUUAGGGAAUAAUAUUUCGGCGGCUUUUGGUCCAUGAAGUAUUGCGGAAAAGAGGGUUUAUCGUUACGUAGGUUGGAUAGGCCACGGGAAAUUUGUUUAGUCCAUGGCUUAACAUCCAAUUUUUUAGUCCAUGGCUUAACACGGAAAGUAUAACUAAUAUAUAUUUAUCUUUUGGUAAUUGGAUGUAGUAUGACAUGUAUGGGUAUCUUUUGGCAAGCACAUCUCACAACUUAUCGAACAAAAACUAUAUAUAUUUAUCAUA